Limulus polyphemus (Atlantic horseshoe crab) is the source of this 1245-nucleotide messenger RNA. Its product is annotated as eukaryotic translation initiation factor 4E-binding protein 2-like. The record is from RefSeq and is a predicted model, not a curated record. Gene Ontology annotation, molecular function: eukaryotic initiation factor 4E binding. NCBI's taxonomy places the organism in Eukaryota, Metazoa, Arthropoda, Merostomata, Xiphosura, Limulidae. The transcript has 3 exons. The coding region runs from base 131 to 490 and encodes 119 amino acids. Gene Ontology annotation, biological process: negative regulation of translational initiation. Gene Ontology annotation, cellular component: cytoplasm.
GGCUCCAUCUUCUGGUGAAGUGUUAGACUAAAGUGAAAGUAACAGCAAGUGACAUAAGAAGUUAAAAAUAGUGAAAGAUACGGGUAGAUAAUUUGCUGUUUACAUUGAGUUUUUCUCAUCAACAAACAAGAUGUCUGCUCAUUCUCCUGAACAAAUGAAUAGUAAAACGCUAAAUAUACCAGCAAGAAGAAUUAUGUUGAAUGACGCAUCGCACCUUCCGAGCGAUUACAGCUCAACGCCAGGAGGCACCAUCUUCUCCACAACACCAGGCGGUACUCGGAUCAUAUAUGAAAGGGCAUUCUUGAUGCAAAUGAAAAACUCUCCAAUUGCAAAAACACCUCCCAAGAACAUGCCUACCAUACCAGGUGUAACAUCUUAUGGUCUUCAAAUAGCAAAGAAUAAACCUGUGGAAAGUGGAUUAUCUGAGAAACUAAGUACUGGAGGAAGUCAGGAGCAUCAGGAGGAGCCACAAUUCCAGCUGGACAUCUGAAAGUUUUCACAAAUCGCAGCCUGAUGUGGGAUGGUUUAGUGUUUAACUAUGGUUAUAGUCCUUAUGGGUUACUUGCCGUGCUGCAAUUGUCCCCAGCGUCAUCUGUGGUAACACUGAUUCUCAUGAUUUUUCAACUCUUAUUGUCAGAGAGUUAUUAACUAUACAUUUAAUCAAUAGUAUCAGACAGGAUCAAGAAGGUAGUCUUGUCUUAUAUUUUCUUUUUUUUUACAGGUGAAUGUUUUAUCACAUCAAGAUUUUGGUGUUAACAUUACAGAUUUACUUUGUUGGUUUUUAUUGUUACUAUCAUUUGGAAAGUUUUAUUCUGUGUCUUGGUUCUGCCAAAAAAAUCAAGUUGAAGUUUUUGUUCUUCUUUUUUUAUUUUUGAAGUUGAACUAUAUUCAGCUAAAAUUUUGUAAGUGAACCUAUAGGUUUAUCUACUUUCACCUUGCUCUUAUCCAGAAAAUUGUUUUACUAUAUCCCAACUUUAAGUAAACCAAAUUGCAAGCUACAUGUAUUAUUUUAACAUUGCCAUAUUUGCUAAGUUUUCUUCUUUGUUCUGAGUAGUUUUAACAUGACUUUACUUGGGUAGUCUCCCAUACAGUGCAUGUGUAGUGUUUAUGUCUACAUGUAGCUGAAGUUUUGAGAAAAUAUCUACAUUCUUGUGCAUAUAGAAAAAUAAUAAAAGGAAAGCAAAGAGCAUAGGUUUUAGCAUGAAUUAUAAAUUUGAAAAAAAUAAAAAAUAAAAAUGAACCUUU